GCUCUAGCUAUCAUUGCAUCUGCCCAAUCAUUUUCUUGUUCCAUCCCAUCUUCUUUGCCAAUUCAUAAUCUAGGAAGUCAUGGCCAUUUCCAUUUUCAAUCAGAAUUUGAAUUGGUUUUGUGAGAAUAGUCAAACUUAUAUUUAAUAUACUAGAAAGAUUUAUUCCUUAAACAUAGGGAUAUAAUUAGAUGAGAUCAUAGGAGUUAAUAUUUUAUUCUUGAUUUGAUUUUAUUUCCUUUAUAGUUGUUAUUUGUAAACUAUAUAUGUAUAGUGCAUUUGUGAAUAAUAUACACGCUCUUGAGAAAUUCCAAACUACAUGGCAUCGGAGCCAAUUCAAUCAGUCGAGGUUUACAGAGUCACAUGAUAGCGUGCAUGUUGAUUCCACUAAGUUCGAUUUUGGGCGUUCUGCACUGGCAUGACAGGCGUCGCACAACAUGCCAGGGUCUAGAGUUGCACAAUGAGUCUAGAGCUGCACGUUGGUCAGCAGUCUUCUGCGAGCAUCCGUGAGCGGCUUCUCUUGGCGUGACAUUCUCGAGUCACGACGCAUGAGAACGUAUAUUCAUUAGUAUUCUUUGGUGUGGUCAAUGUUAGUUUUUUUCCUCGCACUGUGCGUCUCUCUCUCUUUAGAUUCCAUCAGUAGAAUCGUAUCACACCGAGGUUCAGACUCGUGUGUUCCACAGCUUCCAACUAUGGGUAUUGGUUUUGGCAUAGAAAUUGACUCAAAUAUUAAUCCAUAUGGUGGAACUUCCCAAGGGUUGAGUUCUGCCGAAGGGACCUCUACUCUUCUCAUCUCAGAAAAAUUCAAUGGCUGCAACUAUUGAGAAUGGGCCCAGUCAAUCAGACUUGCUAUUGGCAGAUAAGGCAAGCUGGGUUUAAUCACUGGCUACUCUGAGGUUCCAGAUGCAUUAGACUCGAAGGCUAUGGUGACGUGGGAGAUUGAUAAUUCUAAGGUAGCUUCAUGGCUGAUUAAUGCUAUGACACCAUAAAUUCGACGCUCCUUCAUGUUUCUUCCAACGGCACGAGAUAUCUGGGAAGCAGUUAAGGAGUCAUAUUUGGAUGGUGAAGAUGGUGCACGUCUUUAUGAUUUGAAGACAUGAACUUGGCAGAUCAAACAAGGCGAAUGAGAGGUAACAGAAUUCUAUUUGGACCUAGUUGCUAUAUGGCAAGAAAUUGAUCUCAACACAGAAGAGGUAUGGUCCUAUUCCAAUGAUGCAGUAAGGUACAAGCGUUGUAUUGAAGAUGAGCAGGUUUUUCAGUUCUUGGCUGGCAUUCAUCACUCACUAGAUGAUGUUUGAAGUCGCAUAUUGGCUCGCUCCCCAUUACCAUCAACUCGUGAUGCUUUUGCUGAAGUUUAUCGAGAGGCUUCUCGUCGUAAGAUGAUGUUACCUACUCCUUCUUCUGUUCCUCCUUCAUCUGAAUCUUCUGCUUUGGUAAGCAGGCAUUCUGAUCAGGGACAAAAAGAUGCAAAAGGCAAAUUGUUUUUGACCAUUGUAAGAAGACUAGCCACUCGAAAGAUAAGUGUUGGGAUCUUCAUGGGAAGCCCCUAACUAGAAACCUCAUAAAGGUAAGUGUCAUGGUUACCGGGCUACAUCUGAGUCUAUACAAGGCAAACUUACUUCUUUACUAGCUGUUGAUAAGGACCAGUUAAACAAGCUCAUGGAAAUGCUUCAAUCUUUACAAUCCAUCUAGUCAUCCUCUCUAUCAUAUAAUGCUUCAGUGGCUAAGAAAGGAUCCUUCAUCGAGAUGAUUGGGAAUGCUGAGGAGUGUGAUGGACUCUACUACUUGGACAAGUCAACCGUUGUGCUUGAGAAUUCUACAGUGGAUGAUUUACAACCUGGGUCUACACAAGAAGCUGAGAUGAUUACAAAAGAUAUGGUUGAAACUGGGAAGUCUGCAGCUGAUGAUUUACCUCCUGGGUGGAUAAAAGAAGUCAAGAUUGGGAAGAACGGCAGUGGCAUUAGGAAAGACCCAUACUAUACAGAUCCAGUGAAUGGUUAUGUAUUCCGUUCCAAGAAAGAUGCAUGGCGCUAUGUUGAAUCUGGAGAUAUAACUAAAUGUCUGUAUAAACCAACAAAAAGACAAAUUGAAGAUGAAGACAGUUCCACUCCGUCAUCUAAAGCUAAAAGACAGAAAUUAAAGCAGCCUGCAACCAAACGGCAGCUUUUUCUAGGCAGAAAGAUAUCUAAAAAAAAAAGCACAGAAUUGUCUGAUACCAACAGUUCAGUAAAAGGGCAUAAUGUGAAGACUGUUGAAGCUGUUGUGAAAAUGCAUUCACUUGAGGAUGCAGCUGCAAACGCUCCAGAAAUGAAUAGAACAUCUGAUCCAGGUGCAUUGAAGAAUGCUGAUGAAAAGAAACACAGAAGCCCUGGCAUAUCCAACAAGAAAGGAUUAAGUGUGCCUCACAGAUUUUCAAGACGACUUGCUGGAGCUGAACCUGACCAGGUGUCUGAGUCUGAUAUCAUCGUCCAUGAACAGUCUCUUUUUGUUCCAAAGAGGAGCUUGAGGAAAGGUAGAACUGCUCGAGAUAUUGAUUCAGCAAAUGUAUUGUCUCAACAACUCAAUGCUGUCCUAAAAAUUGAGCACACGCGUGAUAUACCAGGUGAGUUACAAAACAAAAGCAACAGAAUUUCUGAGGACCAAAGAGAUUUCAGAGAGCAAUCAAAUCACAAUUCUCUAUCAAAUGAUUAUAGCUCCCCAAACUUGAAUGGUACAACAAAGCCAACAGGUGACUUACCAAUUAUGGAUAAUCUCCUAAUAGAAAACAAACUGAAUGCAGGUGAAAUUAGAAAAUCAGGUAACAAAUCAAGUAACGAGAAAGUUCAUCACAUUCCUUAUCGAGCUUCAAAACGACUAGCUGGAUAUGAACCUGAUAUUACUGGCUCCAUGUUAUGUGACAAACCUCCUGAAUACAAGGCUAAAAAGUCUAAAGUUGGGGCCAAUGCAGAAUCACAUCAAAUUGGCAGUAUUCCAUCUAAGGAGCCCGCAUAUCAUGCUUCUACCUCUAUUAAUGUGCCAAGAGUUGGAGAGUCAUCAGGGAGGAGCAAAAGUUCACGUAAAGUCCGACCCAGAACUUGUGAACAAGAGAAACUUGGAGAGAAACAGUUGGAUGAUGAGAAGUCAGAACCUCAACUAUCCUUCGCAUUUCACUAUUCUUGGUCUGAUCCAUCUGUGGAAUUUGCGAUUCAAACCCUCACUGGUGCAUUACCAGUUGAGGAUUCAGUUCACAAGGAGCCUGUUUUUGUUCCUGAAACAGAUGAUGUUGAUAAAACUAAGUUGUCCAAGAAUGUUACAGAAGGUCAGGGGCCUGUUUUGGUUCCUGAAACAGAUUACGUUGAUAAAACUAAAUUGCCCAAGAAUACUACGGAAUGUCAGAGGCCUGUUUUGGUUCCUGAAGCAGAUGCGGAUGAUAAAACUAAAUUGUCCAAGAUUUUUAUUAAAGGCUGCAAUGACAAAAAUCGACAAGUUACUCCAAAGAAAUCCAAGAGUAAGAAAGAGCCUACUUUGCCUCGCAGGUUAUCAAAGCGACUUGCUGGCCAUGAACCUGAAACAGCACCUUCUGAUAGAGCUCUUGAAUAUGCAUCAUCUAAAAAGUCAUGCAAAGAUGAACUAACUGCUACUGCAACUUCAGGCAAUGGAGCAUUGAAGCAUAUUGAUUUUGGGGAAGAGACACAGCUUGAUCUUCAAGCCUCCACAUGUCCCGAAAGUAGAGCACAUGGAGAGUCAUCAAACAAGAAUGAGAAUUCAAAUGAAGUUCAAAUUGAUCCCCGUGAACAGUUACAGAAGGUUGAAGCUGAAAAAGUCCAGGAGGGGUCUGAGACGGAGCUAUCCUUACCGUUUGGGGACUCUUGGUCAGAUACAUGCUUUGAAUUUGCAGUCAAGACUCUCACAGGUGCAUUGCCAGUGGAUGGUGCUGAGGAAAUUUUGCCUGUCAUAACUCCUGAUCUUAAUUGUCCACCAAAUACAGGAUUGCUUGAGAGUGUGGUAGAGAACUGCAUUAAUGAAGAAGCUCUUGAUAACAUGAAACAAUCACAGAAUAACGAAGAUAUUAAUAAGGUUUGCCAACUUUCAAAACAACUCCCAGAUCAACCUGAGUCAUUUAUCAGCUCCACAUCCUGUCAACAUGCUCCUAAAUUUGCUUCUAUAGAAUCUUAUGGUGAUGAUGCCAAGAUAACUUGGACUUUGAACCAAUCACAGAAGCGUGCAGAUAUUAAUGAGAUUUUCCAACCUUCAAAAGAAUUCCUGGGUCAACCUGAGUUAUUGAUCAACUCUAUAUCUUGUGAAAUGGUCUGCCAGCCUUCAAAGGAUCUUCUAGGGCAUGCUGAGCUGAGAACCAGUUCGACAUCUUGUGAAAAUACGACUAAUUUUUUUGCAAAAGAAUGCCAUGGUGAUGAAGCCAAUAUAACCACUAAUUUGGAUGAAAGAGCAUCCCUGAAUAUUGGAGCUGGAAAUGAAUUUCAAAUUGCGCAUCAAUCUAGAAAUGUAGAUGCAUCAAAACUCGAAGAGUCAUCCUAUAAUAUUAGCAAGGUUCUCGGGCAAGAAUCUGGUCCGGCCAAGCAGCCACAACUUGAAACUCGAAUUGAAAGGCAGCAUAAGUCUGACUUGCAGUUUUCUUCUCCACUUGUGGAUUCUUGGUCGGACCCAUGUCUAGAAUUUGCAUAUAAGACUCUCACAGGUGCAAUACCUGUAGAGGAAAACUUAUCAAUUCAAGGAUGCUUCCAGGAACCUGCUAACAACUGUUGUGGGCAGAAGGAUGCUAGCCCAAUGUUGCCUGAUUUUGGACCUCCCAGCUUAUCUCGGGGUGAUAUUUCGUUUCAUUACAAUGUGAAGUCCAUGCCAGGUCAGCAAUCAUCAAUGAGCUCCUCCACAAUCCUACCCCCGGAAAAAGUUGGCCCGCAUUGGUUUCCUGAGUUUGAUUCUCAAAAGCACUAUUCUCAGUCGAGUAAGAAUUCUCAAGGAGGUUAAAAAUGCUAAAUAAUUGUUAGCUAGCGCCAGGAUCUGUUUAUCGUUUACUGUACUUUAGGUAAUAAAGUCAUUAUGGGGAAGUGGUCGUGCAUUCCUUCUAUAAUUAAGCCCUAGACAAACUUUGUUCCUAUUUUCUAAUGGACACAUCUAGAAUCAACUAGGCAGGGAUUUAAGCGACACCCACAGCUUAUGAUUUAUUCUCGUGCCAUAUGACUUGAUCGUUGUUAGUUCUAAAUAUCAACAAAGGUUAACCCCAUAAUGUUAGACCUUGCAAAAAGUUUCAAUCAUUAUUGGUCGUCGUUGUCAAUUCUCAUCCCCGGAUCAAUGUCAUGUCUGUAGCUACUGGAUUAUUGAAAUUUUUGUUCAGUUUUUA
Messenger RNA from Prosopis cineraria, 5335 nucleotides. RefSeq lists its product as uncharacterized. The record is from RefSeq and is a predicted model, not a curated record. NCBI's taxonomy places the organism in Eukaryota, Viridiplantae, Streptophyta, Magnoliopsida, Fabales, Fabaceae. The transcript is spliced from 8 exons. Gene Ontology annotation, molecular function: DNA binding. The coding region runs from base 1744 to 4962 and encodes 1072 amino acids.